Molecule: messenger RNA, 2602 nt
Organism: Varanus komodoensis (Komodo dragon)
Lineage: Eukaryota; Metazoa; Chordata; Lepidosauria; Squamata; Varanidae
Gene: HDAC3
Product: histone deacetylase 3
Exons: 15
Coding region: 44-1330 (428 amino acids)
Molecular function (GO): histone deacetylase activity
Source: RefSeq, a predicted model, not a curated record
AGUCUCGCGAGAGCCGGCCCAGCUCGAGGCAGCGUGAGGCGGCAUGGCGAAGACGGUGGCGUAUUUUUAUGACCCCGAUGUGGGCAACUUCCACUACGGCGCGGGGCACCCCAUGAAGCCGCAUCGCCUGGCGCUGACGCACAGCCUGGUGCUGCACUACGGGCUCUACAAGAAGAUGAUCGUAUUUAAGCCGUACCAGGCAUCCCAACACGAUAUGUGCCGCUUUCACUCGGAAGACUAUAUCGACUUCCUCCAGAGGGUGAGUCCCAACAACAUGCAGGGAUUCACGAAGAGCCUCAACGCUUUCAACGUGGGGGACGACUGCCCAGUGUUCCCGGGGCUGUUUGAAUUUUGUUCUCGAUACACUGGGGCCUCGUUGCAAGGAGCAACGCAGCUGAAUAAUAAGAUUUGUGAUAUUGCCAUAAACUGGGCCGGAGGUCUGCACCAUGCCAAGAAGUUUGAGGCGUCUGGGUUUUGUUAUGUCAACGACAUUGUGAUCGGCAUCUUGGAGCUUCUCAAGUACCACCCGCGGGUGCUUUACAUCGAUAUCGACAUUCACCAUGGCGACGGGGUUCAGGAGGCCUUUUACUUGACGGACCGUGUCAUGACGGUGUCUUUUCACAAAUACGGAAACUACUUCUUCCCCGGCACAGGAGACAUGUAUGAAGUGGGGGCAGAGAGCGGCCGCUAUUACUGCUUGAACGUCCCCUUGCGUGAUGGCAUCGACGACCAGAGUUACCAGCACCUCUUCCAGCCUGUCAUCAACCAGGUGGUAGAAUUCUACCAGCCCACCUGCAUAGUGCUGCAGUGUGGUGCGGACUCUCUAGGCUGCGAUCGUCUGGGCUGCUUUAACCUCAGCAUAAGAGGACACGGGGAGUGCGUGGAAUACGUCAAGAGCUUCAGCAUCCCCCUGCUGGUGCUGGGAGGGGGCGGCUACACGGUGCGCAACGUGGCCCGCUGCUGGACUUACGAAACCUCGUUGCUGGUCGACGAGGCGAUCAGCGAGGAGCUGCCUUAUAGCGAAUACUUUGAAUACUUUGCGCCAGACUUUACGCUCCACCCCGACGUCAGCACCCGGAUUGAGAACCAGAACUCGAGGCAGUACUUAGACCAAAUCCGGCAGACCAUCUUUGAAAAUCUGAAGAUGCUGAACCAUGCACCCAGUGUCCAAAUCCAUGACGUCCCGUCUGACCUGCUCAGCUAUGAUCGCACGGACGAGCCUGACCCCGAAGAGAGAGGCUCCGAGGAGAACUAUAGCAGGCCAGAGGCCUCCAACGAGUUCUACGAUGGCGACCAUGAUAACGAUAAAGAAAGCGACGUGGAGAUCUGAGGCCCGAAUCCCGCCGGCGUGGACCGCGUGGAGUUCCCUGUCUGGACCGGGCUGGCCCGGGGACACGGCUUUUGCCAGGAGCCAGCGGCUGCACCUCCGCCGGCCGCUCGAAGCCGUUCUGGCAGCUGCUGUGGGGCGAGGGGCAGCGGAGAGGCUCGGCUGGGCUCCGUCCAGUGCUCCCCUCGCCCCUCCGCUCCCCAUGGCUGAGCCGCUGGCCGUGGACACGGCGCCAGUGCAGAUCCACACCAGCCGGUUUUGCUGCAGAGGAGCCAGUUCCAGGUUUCGCUACGCAGGGACCCGCUCCCUCCCUGCCACGCUUGAAGAGAGCACUAGAACUUCGCGUCGAACCUUUCCUCUGGCUUGUUUUGAUCGAAAUUCUCAUUCUGCUGAAGAACCCGACCUGAAAUCCACCGCAAGCUGCCACGACAGGAUUAUUUAUUUGCCAUAUUUCAGCCCGUUGACCAUCCCUCUGUUGCAAUAACUUGGACGAAAUGGAAAACUGGACAACACUGGCUGCUCUCUCUUGAGAUGCAGUGGAGAGGCCAACUUUGGACUGGGCUUGUUCAGGAUCUAGAUUUCUUCCUGGGCAAUGUGUGUGCAUAUUUUGAGGGUCAGACUGCUGGGAAUGUUCGCUUAUGCUGACGUAUGUGCCCCCAAGCACCCCGAGGCUGGGGUGGGCAGCUGGCAGCCCUCGUGCUGCCGUGACCUACAGCUCCCAUUGUUCCUCAGCAUUGGCUGUGCUGGCUGGGGCUGAUGGGAGUUGUAGGCUGAUGGAGCAGUCCUGCUCAGGCCUCUAUUCUCCAGUGGAGGAGCAAGGGGCUCCUGAAGAAGCACCGUCCUGAUUGUGGGGCGAAGCUUGAUCCCCAGGCCAGGAUCAGAUGGUCUCUAUUUUGGAACUUCUUUCAUCUGUGAAUACUCUAUGUGGGGAAUCCUGCCUGUCAGAGCAGAAUUUCCCGCCUGCUUCCCCUUGUGCGCUGUCCCAUCUUUUCCAGCAAAGGUCCUGGGGUCGCAGCCGAGAGGAGGAGAUGGAAAACUGAACCUUAACUUAGAGUAGAGUCCAGGCCAGAACACACACAACCACAGGCUCCCCUUUCCGGUCAGCUUCGUGGGCACGGAUGCAGCAUGGGCCUCCCUUUGCUCGUGCUGGAGAUGCUUGACAGAGGUGUGAGGACUUUUUUGCCACUAGGAUGACAGAACAGCAGCUGAACCUGUCUUUAUGUGCAUAUUUUAUGUACUUGUUAAAAUAGUAAAAGACCAAGUGGUACUUUGGUC